Molecule: messenger RNA, 1950 nt
Organism: Prorocentrum cordatum
Lineage: Eukaryota; Dinophyceae; Prorocentrales; Prorocentraceae
Source: the annotation of a GenBank genome assembly
AGCUCUGGGGCCCGAGCCGGCGACCCCUCGGGCGGGGGCGGGCGCCUCCCAUGGCGGUGGCCGCCCCCGUGCCGGAAGCCGGGCAGCACGGCUGCCUGCAGGGCGGGCUCGCCGCCCGGCUGGAGGCGGCGCUGACCGCCUCGGUGCGGGGCGUCCUGGCGUCGACGCUGGCCGAGGGCGGGGCGUGCGCUCGCGCAGAGGCGCACGUGCUGGACCUCUGCAGGGCGGCGGAGCGCGGCAAGCUGUGCGCUGGGAGCUCCCAGGUGGGGCACCACUCGAGCGCCGAGGUCGUGGCCGUGCUGCUGCACCUCGCGGUCCAGCUCAUCGCGUUCCCGCCCCCGAGGUGCACCGCCGAGCAGGGGACGCAGCAGGGCCUGCCGGCCGCCGCCUCCCGCAGCACGCAGACGGAGGCGCCCGCCACGGAGUCCCGCUGCGUGCAGGCCGAGGCCGAGGCGGUGCGCACCAGGUCCCGGGGCGUGCAGGCCACGCAGCCCGAGCCGCCCCCGCCGCCGACGCAGGACUGCGAGGCGCAGGCGGAGGCCCGCUGCGGCGCGUGCGGCGCCAGCGCCGUGCUCGAGCAGGGGGCGGUCUGCAGCGGCUGCGCCGCGCGGCCGGUGUGCUGCCAGUGCGAGCAGCGGCUCGUGCCGCAGCAGGGGCAGGUGUCAAACGACCUGCAGGACCAGGACGCGGAGUGCUGCCGUCCAGGCCGCCGGUCCCGACACGUUCGACGUGGGGUCGCAGGUCAGGUGGCUCUUCGACAGCAGGUUCACACAGACGGACCCGCGGAUCUGCCCGAAGUGCGGCUCGCUGCCCGUGCCGCUGGAGGGCGACGUGUGCCCGAAGUGCAAGGACGACAAGGUGUUCUGUCGCAAGUGCCAGAUCGUCGAGGUGGCGGCCCCGGGGGACCUGUGCCCGCUGUGCACUCCGCUGGCGCGCCGCCGCAGCCGCAGCCCCGCGGUCGGCGGGGACAACACGCUCGGCGUGCGCAUCGGGGGCGGCUACGACAUCCUGAACUUCAGCUCCGAGAGCAAGGAGCGUGCUCGAGCGAGAGAACACAGUGCUCCUCCCCAGUCCGCGAGUCCCCCCCGAGCCGGUACGCGCAGGGCGCGCCGGCGUCCGGGAGCGACGCGGGCCGCUUCGGCGUCGGCUCGUACACGCUCGGGCACGGGGGCGUGCAGGUCUUGGCGUCCACCGGCUCAAUGAUGGCGCCAACCAUCCAGGCCAGCGCCGGUCUUGGCCACCAGCUGUACCGCGUCAUGCUGCCCUCCGUGCGCGGCUCGCGCCCCGCGUCCGCGAGUGGCGGCGGCGGCGGCCAAGAGGCGGAGGAGGCGGCCGCGCACCCGCGGGCGGAGGCGCCGGCGCUGGCCAGGCAGCUGUCGUCCCGCGGGCGCGCUCUGCUGCCCGCUGGGGCGGAGGCCCUCGUGCCGCCGACCACGCUUCGCGACGACAAGGGCAGCCUGGUGCUGCCACCCGAGGUGCGGGAGCGCCUGCAGUCCUGAAGGGGCGGCGGCCUCCGCGCGGCCCUGCAGGGCGCCCCACGGCACGGGAGACCCGCGCCGCCAGGAGCGGCCGUGGGCUCGCCACGGGGCGGCCCCCCAGACAUCCAGCGUCUCGACAAGAAGUCGAGACGAAGGCUGUUCGUGGCUUUCGGCCUCUCGGGGCCCGUUGCCAGGCCUCGGGGCCAUCAACACGCGACGCGGGAUGAAGAACCGGAGGAAUAGCGUUUCCCUGCCAUCGCCGCAGUCUACUCACCCGCCCUGGCGGGCUUCUCCGUUUUUCUGGGUGUCUCUCCGCACUUCCAGUCCCGCUCAGUCUGCACUUAGCUAGGCAGACAGGCAGUGUACCUCGGGCAGGGUUUAGGCCAGCGCUGAAUGCCCUCGAACACCUGGCCGCACAAAUGUGUGGGUCCUGCUGGAGCGUUUGCAGAACAGCUGGCCGAGAUUGGAAAAG